GUAAUGUUGGAGGAGCUGGGCUGGGCAGCCGGUUUACAGGGACAGCAGCAGCAGCUCCGUUCAUAAUCCUCUACAUAUCGGAUGCUGAUUGUCCGUAUAGCACCUGAGUGUGCGUAAAGGACGAGAGAUCGUUAAGGAUCAAUACGCUUCAGAUGACAAAUCGUGGUGUGGUGCUGGAUUUGGUGACCAGGCGACUUUGCUGAGCAAUUCAAUUUGGGAGUUUAGUAGGAUGCCUGGAUUUCUGUAAACUGUUAGUGGAUUUUUACACUCGUAGUUCUUCUUUCUUGUUGUUUGCUGCACUACAGGGAGAGAUGUGGGAGGCGUGUCAGUGUCCUCGGGUGAUACCUCAAAUAGCUACUGUGCAUGUGACACAAACACACACUCUCAUACACAGAUGUUGAAGUCAUUUUCUCUCUGUAAUUGUAUGAAGCAGCAUGCCUUAUUCACGCCUGUUAGCACUGUAAGAAGGUAUCUUUUUGUUGACUCGUAAAUAGACUCAUAGAUAGCAAGAUAGAUAGACAGACAGAUAGAUAACUGCAAUCUAACACUGUUCUUGUUUUCAGCAGGAUGCAUUAAGUGUCAAAGGUGAGCUAGUGAGGCAGAGAUGAGUCUGACUUCCUGGUUCCUGGUGAGCAGCGGGGGGACGCGUCAUCGUCUCCCCAGGGAGAUGAUCUUUGUGGGGAGGGACGACUGUGAGCUCAUGCUGCAGUCCCGCAGUGUGGACAAACAGCACGCCGUCAUCAACUAUGAGCCGAAUACAGACGAACAUAAAGUUAAGGACCUGGGCAGCUUAAAUGGGACAUUUGUCAAUGAUGUCAGAAUCCAGGAGCAAAUCUAUGUCACACUGAAGAUGGAUGACAAAUUAAGGUUUGGGUAUGAUACCAACCUGUUCACUGUGGUUCGGGGGGAGAUGCAUAUUCCAGAGGAGGCCCUCAAGCAUGAGAAGUUCAGCAGCCAGCUUCAGCUGAACCAGAAGAAACCUCCAGAAGGGGAAUCGUCUAAAUGUGAGGUGAAACCCUCCGAGGCAGCAGCAGCACCGGUGUGUGAGGGGGCCGCCGCCAAGCCCCCCGAGGCCAACAGGGUGGAUGAUAAGGCGACAGUUGACCUAGCAUUGUUGCACAGAGGCACGCCCCUCUAUGGCCAGCCUGCCUGGUGGGGAGAUGGAGACGCUGAUGACCAGCAACCAGGGAGACCUGAGGAAAAGAGCUCAGAUCGGAAGCGAGAAAAAGCUGAAACAGACACCAAGAAAAGUACAGAGGUCCCAAAGUCUGCCCCGCAAACAGCUUCCAAUCAGGAGCCUAGCUACUUUGAGAUCCCAACGAAGGAUACUUCCUCAGCAGGUAAAGAGAGCGGUGAAGCCCCCUCGCGAGAACAAGAGGCUGGUGCAUCUUCUGGUGCAGAGCCCACCCAUGGCCACGCCUCCUUCACUAUUGAGUUUGACCCUGGGGCGACAGGUAAAGUGACUGUCAAAGAUCGAGUGGCGAAGGUGGGACCAGAGACCAGGCCGCGUCCUAAAAGGGCUGUCGGGGAGGAGCUAAGUCCACUUCAGACAGCCAUGGUAGCUGCGGAGGUCAAAGUUGCUGACUGGCUGGCUCAGAAUGAGCUGCCGUUGGCUCUGAAAGACACGGCUGCUGAGGAUGAUGGGGAAAGUGUGAAGAGUGAUGUGCCUGUGCAACUGAAGAGUCUUAAAGGCAGUAAACAUGAGGACGGUACUCAGAGUGACUCAGAGAACGCACUUGGAGAGCAGCGCAGGGCCGUGGCAAUGGAGGAACGCUCGUGGGGGCUUUGGGACGGUGCAGGGAUGAAGAUCAGAGAGGGUCGUGCUAACGUACCAGAGGGGCUCUUCGCAGAGGAGGACAGUCCUGCUCGUCGUCGCAAGUCUUCGACUUCCAAAGUGGCAAGUGGAUUCGUGGAGAGGCGACGUGGAGAGGCACCACAUCAGCAGAGUGGCCGUGAUGAGUGCUAUCACCAUGGGGAUGAUUAUAGUGACAGAGGGACCUAUACCAUUGAGCUGGAGAAUGGAGAUCAUGAAGAGGAGGAGGCUAGGAAAAUGAUCGACAAGGUGUUUGGUGUGGAUGAGCAGGAGGCUGUGUGUGUGUCCAGGUUGGGGGGUGCUGACAAAAGAGAGACGCUCACCUCACAGAGGUCUGGCACCAGAGACAGAGGAAAGCCUGGACGCAUGGAGACAGAGGUACUACGUGAGGAAUUGGUGGUGGGUGGCCCUCGCUGGGUCUCGCAGUGGGCUACUCUGGCUGCCAGUCACAUUAGGACAGACCCUGAGGGAUCAGGAGGGGAGAGUCACAUCAUGGUCACAGAGGACAGAGCUGAAAUAAGUGAGUCCAGCCACUCAGCCUCCUUUGCCUCGUCUGGCUACACAGAGCGUAAGAGGAGAACUCUGCCCCAGCUACCUGGUGAGGAGCUCGCCCUAGGAAGGAGGACCCCAGGCUCAGGCCUGCGUACAGAUAUGGGGGAGAAACAGGACACAGAGCUACAGGAGAAGGACAACCAGGGGGAGAAGAUGGCCAGGGGAAAGAAUCGGCCUGGUCAUGGCACUGGAGGUGUGGGCGGUGGUAGCCCCAGUCGCUCCUCACCAGCCAAGUCGCAGGAUAGUGGUGGCGGGAGGUCAGGCCAGUCAGGUGUGUUGGCCAAGCUCCCCCCUCGUCCACUGACCAGUGGGGAGAAAAGAAUGGAGGAGGCACGGAGAAGGAAAAAGGAGGAGGAGAAGGCUAGGGAAAGUAGUGGCAAACCAUUAUUGAGGCAAGAGAGUUUUACUGUGGAGAAACCAAGCUCCAGCGUGCCCAUUGAGCUCAUACCUCGCAUCGAUGGGCUCACACGCAGCAGAACUCAGAGUAGGGAGACUGGCAUUGACAGCACCACACUGCAGAAAGACUCAGAAGCUGUGGCAGCCUUUUUAGAGACAACCAUAUCAGACCAAGGUGACCCACCAAGUCAGUCUAUUGAAGGCUCCAUGUCACCAGAGUCAGAUGUAGACACGACCAGCACAGUAAGCCAGGCUGACGGAGCGAGAAAAGUAGUCCAGAAACGCCGGACUCUUGCAGGACAGCUGAAGGAGAGAACUGUAGUGUGCUCAUCCAGCAAAGGCCCCGCUGGAGCCCGAGAGAACCAGGACAGAAGGGUCAAGACCAGGGCAUCUGGUCCUCUGCAGCCCAGCCGCCCCUGGACUUCCCAGGACCUCACUGACGAUGACGUCAACUCCAACUCUCUCCUGUCUGACUCCCAGCCCACCUCUACACAGGAAUCUAGAAGCUCACAUGCCAGAGCCCAGACUGUGGGGGCUAGCACCAAGUCUAGUCGGGCUAAAAUCACCCAGGCCCAAGCCUCUUCUGCAGCCAGUAAAACCACCAGUGUUUCCAAGCCCAGGCCCACCAGGGCGUCCUUGCUGAGGCGAGCCAGGCUGGGGGACUCAUCAGACACUGAACCUGCUGAUCUUGACCGGAUGUCGGUAGCCUCUGAGGCCUCCACCGCUAGUUCCACAUCCAGGACAGGUAUGGCAAGAAGGGGAAUGUCCAGGAUAGAGGCUCUGGCACAGCCGAGGAGGCCGAGGGUGGGCUCCCCGUCCGCCCAGAGUGACUCAGAGGCCACUGUGACAAGGAGUAGAGGUCUGGGGGCCCGGAGUGCUGCAGGUGAUUAUGCCAUCAGACAAGGACUGAGAGGGUCUAAUGUGACCUCAGUGUCUGGACCCAGAGCUAGGGCUAACAGCGCCUCCAAGCUGCCUGACAAGAAUAAAGGCACCUCCUCCUUUGGACAUGUCACACCUGUGUCCGGCACUCGGUGGCGCCGCGUACCUGUUGAGUAUGCCUCUACCUCAGAGGACGAGUAUGGCUCAAACCGCCACAUAUCCAAGCAGGGCCAAACACGGCCGUUCCCUUCCACUCGGGUAGCCCAGCUAGGUGGUUCAGCCCCUGCAACUCCUAAUCCUGCAGGCUUGGCUGCCCUGAAGCAGCACUCCAGGGAACAGGACGAGUAUAUGAGAGACUGGACAGCCCACAGCGAGGAAAUAGCCAGGAUUAGCCAAGACCUUGCCAAAGAUCUAGCCAUGCUUGCCAGAGAAAUUCAUGAUGUGGCAGGAGAGAUCGACUCAGUCAGCCCUGCAGCCACAGACCCUGGAGCUCUGUUGGAGGAGCGUGUAUUUGAUGACAGCUUGGACGUGGGUGGUCCUUCUGCAGAGCACAGCAGCAUUAUGGAAACUAAUGGGCGGUCUGUGGAGCUUCGACCCCGAGGCUCAAGUGGACAGAGCUCCCGCUCCAUCCGCAGACAGACAUGGAAUAAAGACGAUGCAGUGCUAGACAGUUUACUACUAGCAUCUGUGACUCAACUCUCCUCUAGGAUACGUCAGUCUGUUGACAAAACAACCUGCAAAAUCAGGAUCCUCUUCAAGGAUAAAGAACGAAAAUGGGAAGAGAUUGAGAACAAACUGCAGGCAGAGCAUGACUCCUUAUUACUCAAGAGCUCCAAUAAGGAGAUUUCAACCAUUAUUCAAGAUCUAAAGAGAGUGGAAAGGCAGCUGCUUGUAAUCGACAUGAUGGUGGACCCAGACGGUACCCUGGAUGCUCUGUCCAAUCUGGGCCUGACCAGCCCUCUGACUGACCAGAAGAUCAGCCCUGGGACAUUGCAGGGGGCAUCGGUGUUGCACCCUGGAGCUGAAGCUUCCUCCAGCACACUCUCCUCCUCCAGGCCUGAAGGACUGGCCACUGAACCCUGUGGACAUUCAGACCAUGCAGAGGUGGCAGAGUGAGAUUCAGGGCCCCAAAAGAGCUCUAGAUCCUACAACUGAUACACCAAGGAUAUAAUUCACAAUGCAUCCUUUAUGUUGGACAUAUCCUGAAGCUCUUGGAAGCAGAUAGUGAUGUGAGUUUAGAAUAUUUUUAAGUAUUUGGUUUCAGAUGAAAGAGGAAAGAGGGAGGAGAAUGAUGCUUAUUCUGUGGGAAAGCCUGACUGCCCUAACUGUCUAACUGAAUCAUGAUAGGACUUUGUAAAAGUCCAACGCUACCAAAUAGCAGCUCUUGGGGUGUCAGAUAUACAAUAUGAAAACAUUACUGUAUUAAUUGGUGGGCUUAUGAAGAAGCUAUAACAUAAUAUACAGUAACCCAUAUGUGUUUUUGUGUUGCAGCUCAUUCUUAUUAUCUAUUAUCCUUAAAAAAAACAGUUAAAAAAAGAACAGAUGUAAAAGAUGAGAGGAUGUGAUGUUAAAGAUAAACAUUUCAAAUCCCAGCUUAGAUUAUUUUACUGUGUUUUGUUCUUAAAUCAGAGCAUCUCUGACUUUUACAAAAAGUAAAACUCAGUCUUUCCAUUUAAUUACAAGCCUUGAAAUCUUUGUGUUCGAAUCAUAAGCUUGUCAGUCAGCUGACCUAAGGCCAAUGCAGAAACCCAAACUAGAAAGGGGCAGUGGUGUCAAAAAAAAUAUUAUUCAACAGAGAUGUAUGUGAAAAGUGUUCUUCUAUCCUGCCAUAUAAUUAUUUAUAAAAAAUAAUAUAUUGUUGGCCUAUUGCAAUUGCAAUCCCCAAACCUGUCUCAGUAAUGAUUUUCCAUCAGAAAAGGCCACGUUGCUUAUUUGCUAGGAAAAGAACUGGGUAUGUACAGUAUGUUCCAGUGUAAAUGUUUAUUAUAGUUAAAUGAAAAACUCCCAUCCAUGCCUUUUUUCUUGUGGCGAUGUCAUUUGAAACCAGUGUAUCAAAGAUAGACCAUGUGUGUUAAUGGAAACUAUAAAAUCAAAUGUAGCUCCCAGAAAGGUUUUCCUCUUCCAAAUGUAUUUUGUCACAAGUGCCCUGGAUCAAACAAUCAUUACAGUUGGAGAUAAGAGAUGCUACAGUGGCUUUUUUUGCACAUUAUAAAGCUGAUAUGUUAAUAUUCAUCUCUGAGGGACCAGGAGAUGACGUAUCCCCAUGAUGCUCCUUUAUCAUGUUGAUGUCCUCGACCAAAAACAAAGCAGGGUGAAAGCCGGCUGCCUGUAGAUGAAUGGUUUGUCAAAUUAUUUUCUGAUCACAAACAAAAUGUUGUGUUUGAACCAGCAUAGACAGGGGCUACCUCCAAGUCCUGCAGCUAGCGAUGCAAUGGAAGGAUGGACACUGUAAUGACUGUAAGUUUUCCAAUGUCUUGCCUCAUACCAAUGUUUACAUAUGAAUGUAACCUGAUCAGAACUGUUGAAAAAUUUUAGCCAAAACAACUUUAAUAACAAUUAUUAAUUGCAUUUUGUCUUUAAUUCUGUUUGAGCAUUUUGAGAUUUUUUGUUUGGAUGUUUUGUAUGAAGUUUUUUUUUCUUUGUAAUGAUGUUAGGUUAAAUGUUGACCUUGCAAUACCUGUGUAUUGUGUGUCUCAUUUCCAAUAAAAUGCAUGAUACUCAUGA
Molecule: messenger RNA, 6364 nt
Organism: Siniperca chuatsi (mandarin fish)
Lineage: Eukaryota; Metazoa; Chordata; Actinopteri; Centrarchiformes; Sinipercidae
Gene: cep170ab
Product: centrosomal protein 170Ab
Exons: 20
Coding region: 605-4756 (1383 amino acids)
Cellular component (GO): centriole
Molecular function (GO): protein binding
Source: RefSeq, a predicted model, not a curated record